AUUCAGCUCUUCUCCCUACCCUCUUUGGCUUCCUUCUGUUUUUUUUUUUCUCUUCAUAAAAAAAAAAUGGUUUGUAGUCACAGUUUCAUAUUUUGCUGGAGACCUUGCUACUUUUCCCUUCUUUUUCUCUUGGUUCUAAGCACAAGCCAAGUGAGAUACAAAGCUGAAGGUAGACCAAAUCCCAAAUCUGAUAGCUUUUCCAAGAAAGUAAAUGAAGAAAAGGCGAUAUUGAAAGCUCAGAUAGGUUCAAGGCCGCCAAAGUGUGAGAGAAGGUGCAGCUCAUGCGGGCCCUGUGAAGCCAUUCAAGUGCCUACAAAUCCCCAAGUCGGAAAUGGUAACAGCAAUUCUUCAACAUUAAUCUCUGAUGUUGCCUACACAAGAGGAGAUGACAGCUCUAACUACAAGCCCAUGAGUUGGAAAUGCAAGUGUGGGAACUUCAUCUUCAACCCCUGAAAUAUAUUAUAUAGUUGCCAGAACAGAAUUUUAGGUUCUUGAAUAAUACCAUUUUUUGGA
Durio zibethinus is the source of this 513-nucleotide messenger RNA. RefSeq names its product EPIDERMAL PATTERNING FACTOR-like protein 2. Lineage: Eukaryota; Viridiplantae; Streptophyta; Magnoliopsida; Malvales; Malvaceae. The record is from RefSeq and is a predicted model, not a curated record. Gene Ontology annotation, biological process: guard cell differentiation; stomatal complex development.